This is a messenger RNA of Puma concolor (puma), 606 nucleotides long. RefSeq names its product arrestin domain containing 5 (gene ARRDC5). Gene Ontology annotation, biological process: protein transport. NCBI's taxonomy places the organism in Eukaryota, Metazoa, Chordata, Mammalia, Carnivora, Felidae. Gene Ontology annotation, cellular component: endosome; plasma membrane; cytoplasm. The record is from RefSeq and is a predicted model, not a curated record.
AUGAUGUCACAGACAGGUGACCUCACCGCGGCAAAGGAACCGGGGAUCUCAGUGUCAUGGGGGAGGGGCGAGGAUGUUCCUCCACCACCCCAACCCCCCAUGUCUGUGGUGAAGUCGAUCGAAUUAGUGUUGCCCAAGGAUGUGGUCUACCCGGCCGGCUCCAGCAUAGAAGGGCAGGUGGUUCUCAUACUGAACAGCACCCUGGUGAACCCCAUGGUGAAGGUGGAGCUCGUGGGAAGGGGUUACGUGGAGUGGAAUGAAGAAAUCGGGGCAUCCCGUGAUUAUAGCAGGGAUGUUAUUUGCAACAACAAGGCCGACUAUGUGCACAAGACGAAGACAUUCCCAGUAGAGGGUAAUUGGUUAAGUGCAGGCAGCCACACCUUUGACUUCCAUUUCAACUUACCUCCCAGGCUUCCUUCUACCUUUGCCAGCAAAAUUGGCCACGUCUCCUACUUCGUGCAAGCCUCCUGCAUGGGUCGGGAGCACGUUCUAGCGAAGAAGAGAAUGUACUUGUUGAUUCAAGGGACUUCAGACUUCCAUCAAGAAAACGCACUGCAGGCCAAUCACGUGGCCACACCUAACUGCAAGGGGUACUGGGAAAUGUAG